AUGCCCAUUAUUUCGACGCUCGCUGGUGUUCCCCUCUCCACUUUAUGGAAGAAGAAAAGCGGAACAGAUGAAGAUUAUGACAUGUGUAACUGCUUGUGCUGUUGGCGCCGUCGCCGUGAGAGUAAUAAUGUUAAGGAUAGCGUACAAAAAGUUCAAGGACAAAUAACAUUAGAUACUCAACCGAGAGACGUAAAGGAUUCUACUGUACAACUCCAGAACAAGGGUAAAGAGUCAUUAUUAUCAUCAUCAUCAUCAUCAUCUGUUGUGCGGCGAACACCUUUUUGCUCGUUAAAUGGGAAGGCCUAUGCUGUUCCAAUCAGUAUGACUAAAGAAUUUUAUGCCUUACUUGAACGCGCGCAGAGUGUUACUGAUCCAGAGGAUUUGAAUAGCCCUGUGUAUUCUUCAUUAAAAUCACCUGGAGUGUUGUGGCGGCAUGACCCUUAUAGCAUGAAAGUUAUUGAUUCAGCCAGUUCUUUUUCAUCUUCAGAAGCAGAGUUUGAACCUGUGAGUGAAUUUGAGGAGCUUCCAGAGUAUAAGAAUAAUGAGGAACCAGCUGAACCCUUGACUAUGGUAGAGAAUGUUAGUUACCCGUAUUCCAUGUAUGAUACCAAUAUUCAAAAUUCCAUUUACAGUUUUCCACCCACACCAGAUCCAUAUGGAUCAGUUUUCUUCGUUUCCGCAGGUGGAUCUUAUUAUCCUGGUAUGUAUGCAGGUUACCGGCAAGUGUGUCAUGAAAUGCCUUUACCACAACAAUUUCAGCCGAUGUAUCCUUACAAUGUACCCACGACAACAACAACAACAGCAUCAGCAGGAAGUGUAAUUUCAGAUGGUAUUGAUCAAAUACACAAUUGGAAAAGUAGUUCUGUUCCCAUUAUACCAUCUAGUCGUCCAGUGCCUUCUCCAGCUGGGACUCGCCUUGUUAUUCGUUCCUUCGCACCUCCACCUCCACAACCAGUAGCAGCAACAACAAGUGUACCCUUUAAGUUAAGUACUACUAAUACUAAUACUAAUACUAAUACUACUACUAAUACCAGUACUUUAAACAAUAAGGAUAAUAACGGCAACAACAUCCAUAACAACAGCACGGAUCAUACAAUGAUGACGGCCCAUGAGGAGACCGACCACACGGCUGAGAGUGAGCACUCCAAGUCCCGCAGCAGUUCACACCACAAUCACCCCCGCCGUCGGUUAAAAGUGCGCCGCGCAGGUGAAAGUGAUGAUCAACGCCCCGAUGGGUGCCCGGCAACACUCCCGCUUUUUCACCGCCUCGCACCGCUCUUCGUUGACCUCGCCGCUUACACACAUCGCCGUCCCAACACACACAAACACGCACACGCACACGUACAACUACGAGCACCAUACCGAUGCGAUGAAAGCGAUGCCUCAACACGGGAUGCAGAAGUUCAUUUUGUUUAUCUUGUUGCCCAUCGCUGUCGUCGCAGUGUUGCCGCCGCCGCCAUGCGAUAUGAAGUGGGCGCGUUGGUUGUACUUGAAGGAGACAUGGGCAUUGAAAUGGGCGCCGUGCACACAGUGCUGCCGAUGGAUGAGUUUGCUCGUCUCAGCCCACAGGAGUUGUCUAAUCGCGGCUUUCCAGCGGAUGGGGAUGUGCGCAGCGCGGCAGUCAUUUUGCGUGGGGCGACUUCAGUAGAGCAGACGCACUACACGGAUACACUUCCGCGUCUUGAGAGUGAUUUGUUGGCGUUUCUACAGCAGCAACUGGAUCCCACCAUAUUUCUGGAUUGUAAUGUGCGGCAGAUGGAGUUUCUGGGCUGUGAGUUUCAAGCGGAUUGUAAGAAGAUAUACGUCUACUACAGGGCAAAGAAGCGUGUAUUGUUUCGGGAACUGGCACAGUACCUGCACUCAUUCUAUCGCUGUCGCAUUUGGCUGCAUGAAGUGGGAAAGGGGGAGGCGACAGUCUCAACGGACUCUUCACGCGAGACGGAUAACUGA
Molecule: messenger RNA, 1950 nt
Organism: Trypanosoma theileri
Lineage: Eukaryota; Euglenozoa; Kinetoplastea; Trypanosomatida; Trypanosomatidae
Exons: 1
Coding region: 1-1950 (649 amino acids)
Cellular component (GO): cytoplasm
Source: RefSeq, a predicted model, not a curated record